Eucalyptus grandis is the source of this 576-nucleotide messenger RNA. Its product is annotated as proline-rich protein 13. Lineage: Eukaryota; Viridiplantae; Streptophyta; Magnoliopsida; Myrtales; Myrtaceae. The coding region runs from base 1 to 576 and encodes 191 amino acids. The transcript has a single exon. The record is from RefSeq and is a predicted model, not a curated record.
AUGGGAAGGACUAGCUUCGCCACAUUGAUGCUCUGUGCGGCGCUAGCGUCGGCACUCGUGGGCUAUUCGGGCAGCGCCUCCUUGCAACAGCCGACGCCGAGCUUGAUGCCGUUGCCGCUCCCGUUGCCACCGCCGCAACGCCCCCAACCGCUCUGCGCCUCCCAGUUCGCCCUUGUGAAUCAUGCCUGCUCUAUGAUUAUGCCGAAACCAGCGCCCCCUCCAGCUCCCCCGUCCCCACCUCUAACCCCGCCCGGCCCACUGCCUCCACCGCCCUGCCCCGACGAUGAAAGCCAGCGUGGGCAUGGGCACGGGCAUGGGCACCACAACCGGACUUGUCAGGAGCAUCGACGUGGGCACGGACACCACCACAGGCACCAGCAUGGUCGGCACGGAGACGAGCCUUCCCCGGCAGAGCAAGACUGCUGCAAGUGGCUGAAGGAGGUGGACUCGGAGUGCGUGUGUGACUUGCUGGUCCGCCUGCCCUCGUUCUUGACCCGGCCAAUUCAUGUGUACACCGUAACUGUGCCCGACUUGUGCAACGUCACUUUCUUCUGCGGCGGGAGACUCCAUCCGUAA